AUGGCAAGAUCCAGCGCUUCCUGGCACAGCGCUUGGCUCCUUCCCCAGACGUGCUCUCCCGCUUUCGGUUGGAGCCUGCCUUUCCAAGACGGGGGAGUAACCUCUGGCAGAGUACCGGGGUUGGUCCCUCCGCGCAGCCGGCGGGAGGGGGGAGGGUGUCCCAAAGCAGCGGCUUCAGCUGUGCACAAGGUAGCACGGGAAAUCUCAAGUAGUGUUAUUUGUGACACGAGGGCGGGACAAGAGGUCUGCUUUCCUAAGAGAAGGCUUCGCGUCCGUCUGCAGCAGGCGACAGUCCCGGGCGCCACCUGCGCUUCGGGCGCGGGCCGGGCCGCACCAGGGACUCAGGCCCCAAUCACUGCUUCCUCAAGGGUGGGCGAGCUCCCGCCGAGCCGCAGCCCCGCCCCCCACUACCUGGCGGCUGCGGGGUUGCAGCGCACAGCGCCCCGCGCGGCCCCCGCGGAGCCCCUGCCCUCCCACCUGCGCCGCGCGCGCCCGCCGCUCCGCGGAAGCGGCGCGCCCGCAGCGGGCGCGGGGCUGCUGCGGGAGACUGGCAGCGCGGGCCGCGAGCGCGCGGACUGGCGGCGGCGGCAGCUGCGCAAAGUGCGGAGUGUGGAGCUGGACCAGCUGCCGGAGCAGCCGCUCUUCCUCACCGCCUCGCCGCCCUGCCCAUCUACUUCCCCGUCGCCGGAGCCCGCGGACGCGGCUGCAGGAGCGAGUGGCUUCCAGCCCGCGGCGGGACCGCCACCCCCGGGCGCGGCGAGUCGCUGCGGCUCCCACUCUGCCGAGCUGGCGGCCGCGCGGGACAGCGGCGCCCGGAGCCCCGCGGGGGCCGAGCCGCCCUCUGCAGCGGCCCCCUCCGGUCGCGAGAUGGAGAAUAAAGAAACCCUCAAAGGACUGCACAAGAUGGAGGACCGCCCCGAGGAGCGGAUGAUCAGGGAGAAGCUCAAGGCGACCUGUAUGCCAGCCUGGAAGCACGAGUGGCUGGAAAGGCGGAACAGGAGAGGCCCUGUGGUGGUGAAACCAAUCCCUAUUAAAGGUGAUGGAUCUGAAAUGAAUAACUUGGCAGCUGAGCCCCAGGGAGAGGGCCAGGCAGGCUCUGCUGCUCCAGCCCCCAAGGGCCGACGUAGCCCGUCUCCUGGCAGCUCCCCUUCAGGACGCUCAGUGAAGCCGGAGUCCCCAGGAGUGAGACGGAAACGAGUGUCUCCGGUGCCUUUCCAGAGUGGCAGAAUCACACCACCCCGAAGAGCCCCGUCACCAGAUGGCUUCUCACCGUACAGCCCAGAGGAGACGAGUCGCCGAGUGAACAAAGUGAUGAGGGCCAGGCUGUACCUCCUGCAGCAGAUAGGACCCAACUCUUUCCUGAUUGGAGGAGACAGCCCAGACAAUAAAUACCGGGUGUUUAUUGGGCCACAGAAUUGCAGCUGUGGGCGCGGGACAUUCUGUAUUCACCUCUUGUUUGUCAUGCUCCGGGUGUUUCAACUAGAACCGUCUGACCCCAUGUUAUGGAGAAAAACUUUAAAAAAUUUUGAGGUUGAGAGUUUGUUCCAGAAAUACCACAGUAGGCGUAGCUCGAGAAUCAAAGCUCCAUCUCGGAACACCAUCCAGAAGUUUGUCUCACGCAUGUCAAACUGUCACACAUUGUCAUCGUCUAGCACAUCCACAUCUAGUUCAGAAAACAGCAUCAAGGAUGAAGAGGAGCAGAUGUGUCCCAUCUGCCUGUUGGGCAUGCUGGAUGAGGAGAGCCUGACGGUGUGUGAAGACGGCUGCAGGAACAAGCUGCACCACCACUGCAUGUCAAUCUGGGCAGAAGAAUGCAGAAGAAACAGAGAGCCUUUAAUAUGCCCCCUUUGUCGAUCUAAGUGGAGGUCCCACGACUUCUACAGCCACGAGUUAUCAAGCCCCGUGGAUUCCCCUGCCUCCCUGCGAACUGUACAGCAGCCGUCCUCUCCGCAGCAGCCUGUGGCCGGGUCACAGCGGAGGACUCAGGAAAGCAGUUUCAACCUCACUCACUUUGGAACCCAGCAGAUUCCUCCCGCUUACAAAGACGUAGCCGAGCCAUGGAUUCAGGUGUUUGGAAUGGAACUCGUUGGCUGCUUAUUCUCUAGAAACUGGAACGUAAGGGAGAUGGCCCUUAGGCGUCUUUCCCACGAUGUUAGUGGGGCCCUGUUGUUGGCAAACGGGGAGAGCACUGGAAAUUCUGGAGGCGGCAGUGGGGGCAGCUUGAGUGCUGGAGCGGCCAGCGGGUCCUCCCAGCCCAGCAUCUCAGGGGAUGUGGUGGAGGCGUGCUGCAGCGUCCUGUCUAUAGUCUGCGCUGACCCUGUCUACAAAGUGUAUGUUGCUGCUUUAAAAACAUUGAGAGCCAUGCUGGUAUACACUCCUUGCCACAGUCUGGCAGAAAGAAUCAAACUUCAGAGGCUCCUCCGGCCGGUUGUAGACACCAUCCUAGUCAAGUGUGCAGAUGCCAAUAGCCGCACAAGUCAGCUGUCCAUAUCAACACUGCUGGAGCUCUGCAAGGGCCAAGCAGGAGAGUUGGCAGUCGGAAGAGAAAUACUUAAAGCUGGAUCCAUUGGUGUUGGUGGUGUUGAUUAUGUCUUAAGUUGUAUUCUUGGAAACCAAGCUGAGUCAAACAACUGGCAAGAACUCCUGGGUCGCCUCUGUCUUAUAGACAGAUUGCUGUUGGAAUUUCCUGCUGAAUUUUAUCCUCAUAUUGUCAGUACUGAUGUCUCACAAGCUGAGCCUGUUGAAAUCAGGUAUAAGAAGCUGCUGUCCCUCUUAACCUUUGCCUUGCAAUCCAUUGACAAUUCCCACUCGAUGGUUGGCAAACUCUCUCGCAGGAUAUAUCUGAGCUCUGCAAGAAUGGUGACUGCAGUGCCUGCCAUGUUUUCCAAGCUGGUAACCAUGCUGAAUGCUUCUGGCUCCACCCACUUCACCAGGAUGCGCCGGCGUCUGAUGGCCAUUGCAGAUGAGGUAGAAAUUGCCGAAGUCAUCCAGCUGGGUGUGGAAGACACUUUGAAUGGCCAACAGGACAGCCCACAGUCACUGGCCUCUACCUGCUAUCCAGAGAGCAGCUCCCUUGAGCACGCAGUCCAUAUAGAGAAAACUGGAAAAGGAUUAAGUGCUACAAGACUGAGUGCCAGCUCAGAGGACAUUUCUGACAGACUGGCUGGCAUUUCUGUAGGACUUCCUAGUUCAACAACAACAGAACAACCAAAGCCAAUGGUUCAAACAAAAGGCAGACCCCACAGUCAGUGUUUGAACUCGUCUCCUUUGUCUCAUCCUCAGUUAAUGUUUCCAGCAAUGUCAACCCCUUGUUCCUCUGCCCCAUCUGUCCCAGCUGGCUCUGUUACAGAUGUUUCUAAGCACAGACCUCAGGCAUUCGUUCCCUGCAAAAUACCUUCUGCAUCUCCUCAAACACAGCGCAAGUUUUCUCUACAAUUCCAGAGAACCUGCUCUGAAAACCGAGACUCAGAUAAACUCUCCCCAGUCUUUACUCAGUCAAGACCCCCACCCUCCAGUAACAUACACAGGCCAAAGCCAUCUCGACCAGUUCCAGGCAGUACAAGCAAACUAGGGGACACCUCAAAAAAUAGCAUGACACUUGACCUGAACAGUGCUUCCAAGUGUGACGACAGCUUUGGUAGUAGCAGCAAUAGUGGCAGUGCCGUCAUACCCAGUGAUGAGACAGUGUUCACCCCAGUAGAGGACAAGUGCAGGUUAGAUGUCAACACUGAGCUCAACUCCAGUAUCGAGGACCUUCUUGAAGCAUCUAUGCCUUCGAGUGACACUACAGUCACUUUCAAGUCCGAGGUCGCUGUCCUCUCUCCUGAAAAGGCUGAAAAUGAUGAUACCUACAAAGAUGACGUCAGUCAUAAUCAAAAGUGCAAAGAAAAGAUGGAAGCUGAAGAGGAGGAGGCUUUAGCAAUUGCCAUGGCAAUGUCAGCGUCUCAGGAUGCCCUCCCCAUAGUUCCUCAGCUGCAGGUUGAAAAUGGAGAAGAUAUUAUCAUCAUCCAGCAGGAUACACCAGAAACUCUUCCAGGACACACCAAAGCGAAACAGCCAUACAGAGAAGACACGGAAUGGCUGAAAGGCCAGCAGAUAGGCCUGGGAGCAUUUUCCUCUUGUUACCAAGCACAGGAUGUGGGGACUGGAACCCUAAUGGCUGUGAAACAGGUGACUUACGUCAGAAACACAUCCUCCGAGCAGGAGGAAGUGGUGGAAGCGUUGAGGGAAGAGAUCAGGAUGAUGAGCCACCUCAACCAUCCAAACAUCAUCAGGAUGCUGGGGGCAACGUGUGAGAAGAGCAACUACAACCUCUUCAUCGAGUGGAUGGCAGGAGGAUCUGUGGCUCAUCUCCUGAGUAAAUACGGAGCUUUUAAGGAGUCGGUCGUCGUUAACUACACUGAGCAGUUACUCCGCGGCCUUUCAUAUCUCCACGAGAACCAGAUCAUUCACAGAGACGUCAAAGGUGCCAAUCUGCUCAUUGACAGCACCGGUCAGAGGCUGAGAAUUGCAGACUUUGGAGCUGCUGCCAGGUUGGCAUCAAAAGGAACCGGUGCAGGAGAGUUCCAGGGACAGUUGCUGGGAACAAUUGCAUUCAUGGCACCUGAGGUCCUGAGAGGUCAGCAGUACGGUAGGAGCUGUGACGUGUGGAGUGUUGGCUGUGCCAUUAUAGAAAUGGCUUGUGCAAAACCUCCUUGGAACGCAGAAAAGCACUCCAAUCAUCUUGCUUUGAUAUUUAAGAUUGCUAGUGCAACUACUGCACCAUCCAUCCCGUCUCAUCUGUCCCCGGGUCUGCGCGAUGUGGCUCUGCGGUGUUUAGAACUUCAGCCUCAGGACAGACCUCCGUCAAGAGAGCUUCUAAAGCAUCCUGUCUUUCGUACCACGUGGUAGUUAAUUGUUCAGAUCAACUAUAAUGGAGACAGGAUGUGCAACAAGGAGAGAGAGAAAAGAACUCGUGGGCAACCACAUUGAUAAUCCGCUGGCCUUCAUGCCACUGAACAGCUAGAAGUGAGGCCAGCGGAGAACCGUACCUAAGUAUGUGAUUGACAAAUCAUGGCCUGUACCUAAGUUCAGUAUGCAAACAGCUACAACUUGUGCAGAACUGUAAACCGUGCCUUUCACAGGACUGGCUCUAGGUGAGCAGGAAGGCGAUGGAGUUUGCAUGAUUAAAUGACAGAAGCAUACGUUUAUUUUUGGAGCACUUUUUCAGCAAUAUUAGCAGCUGAGGGCUCAGGAUCUGUUUUAAUGUGUCACUUCUUUCAUUUCAGCUAGCGGUCACAGCGGGGGGGCUCUGAGAGGCCGGUUGGGGUUUUUAGGGUUUUGUUUUUGUCACUGGCUGUAAAAAAAAAAAAAAAGAGAAAAGAAAAAUCAGUGUCUGGCUCCUUCAGGUCAGAGUAUGCUAUGAGUAGCAGUAAAUACAUGUGUUUUUAAAAGUUAAUAACUUCUUUAUGACUCACAGUUGACCUUUUGUUGUUGUUGAACUCCUGGUUUAUUGUGGUUCAUUGUGCAUUUUACUGUUGGCCCAGUCAUUUCUGGUUGUUUUUUUUUUUUUUUUUGGAAAAUAUGGUUCUGUAUUUUCACUUCACCUUCAUUUGUGUUGAAUAUUCAGGGAAAGGUUAUCUCUUCAAACCAGAAAAAAAAAAAGACAUAGAAGUAGGUGUGUAGUGGUUUAUUAAGACUGUGCCUAUUGCAAGAGUUCUGUUUUCUUCUAUUGGCAUAUGGUGAAGUGCUGGCUACAUCGACUCUGCCCUCACUGUUUGGGUUAAGUAGAAACUCACUUAGGAGUCAGCUGUUCUCAGAUGCAGCUCACAAGGCAGGGCAAAAUUGUCUGAAAGUUAGGUGAAUUAUUUCAUAUUACUUUGCUAGUCUGUAGGAAGUUCACACCAUUUAAAUCUUCCUCUUUGUAACAAUCCAUCAUUCUUCAUCCACUGACUAUAAUGUAACUACUGUUUUCCUUCUGCCAUGCAUGAUGUUUUUAUACUAGACUGGACUGAUAAACUCAUUUCCUCAUCUACCAAUUGGUAACGUUUUCAAACAAAUACUAAAUUUGCUCUGCAUUUAGGAAAUGCUCAGAAAGAACAGUGAAGUUGAAUUUCAUUUACACACUAAUUCCUGACAUUUGCACAACUAUUUGUCUUAGCCUCAAGUUGAAUUCAGAUGCAUGGAAUCAUGAAGGAAAACGGUAGCCCUUUGUAUGUGUGUCUUUCAAAUCAAGUACUGAUUAGCUAUUAAAUAUAACUUUGAGAUGUUAAGUUUUAACUCUUCAGAAGCCAGUGUGAAAUAGAAUUGGUUAUUCUCAAAGACUCAGGAUAAACUAAAUAAGCUAUAUAUAUAUGCAGUACAUUUGGAAUGUACAACAGAAAUUGGAAGUAAAAUAAGUUCCAAGAUAAGUUUACAGGGAUAUACUGCAAAUAAUUUUCAAAGGCAGUUUCAUGUGAAUGUGCUUCUUAGUGAAAUUUUACAUUCCUUUGUUUUGGAAGAUUGGCAAUCUUUGAAGAGUUAAACAUAAUACAGAAAUGUGAAGUUUGUUAAUGCUAAAUGUAUUGUACUUGACAUUUUCCUUUUUAUUUUUACUUUUGACUACUUAGAAUUUUCACAAUUCUAGUAAAAUUGUUUCCAAGUCUCAUGUGCAAGCUUUAAAGGACGCACUCUUGCCAUUCCAUGUACUGGAAGAUCAUUGGUCAGAUUAGCGCUGUGUCUGACAGAGAUGUAAACUGUAUAAACUGAGGAACCUCAGCUAAUCAGUAUUACUGCAUACAUCAACAUGCCCGCCACAUUUCAAACUCGAACUCCCCCAGAUGUCAAGAUCCACUGUGUUUGAGUUUGUUUGCAGUUCCCUCAGCUUGCUGGUAAUUGUGGUGUUUUGUUUUCGAUGCAAAUGUGAUGUAAUAUUCUUAUUUUCUUUGGAUCAAAGCUGGACUGAAAAUUGUAUUGUGUAAUUAUUUUUGUGUUUUUAAUGUUAUUUGGUACUCAAGUUGUAAAUAACGUCUACUGCUGUUUAUUCCAGUUUCUACUACCUCAGGUGUCCUAUAGAUUUUUCUUCUACCAAAGUUCACUCUCACAAUGAAAUUCUAUGUGCUGUGUGACUAUGAUUCCUAAGACUUCCAGGGCUUAAGGGCUAACUCCUAUUAGCACCUUACUAUGUAAACAAAUGCUACAAAAAAAAAAACAACAAAAAAAAAAAACAACAAAAAAAACACCUCUGGUUAAGAAAAUUUGGCUUAAAUGUAUCCUUUGUUAUAUUUUAAAUAUAUCAAGAUAUUUUAAUUAAAAUUUUUACCCCUUUGAACCAAUUUUAUAGUAUUUGUACCUAUUUUGGUGUUUUGUCUUUAUAGUAAAUAAAAGUUUUUGAACAAAA
Grammomys surdaster is the source of this 7357-nucleotide messenger RNA. It is a transcript of the gene Map3k1, whose product is annotated as mitogen-activated protein kinase kinase kinase 1. Gene Ontology annotation, molecular function: protein serine/threonine kinase activity; ATP binding; zinc ion binding. Lineage: Eukaryota; Metazoa; Chordata; Mammalia; Rodentia; Muridae. Gene Ontology annotation, biological process: protein phosphorylation. The record is from RefSeq and is a predicted model, not a curated record. Gene Ontology annotation, cellular component: cytoplasm. The coding region runs from base 1 to 4890 and encodes 1629 amino acids. The transcript is spliced from 22 exons.